Messenger RNA from Equus caballus (horse), 2291 nucleotides. NCBI's taxonomy places the organism in Eukaryota, Metazoa, Chordata, Mammalia, Perissodactyla, Equidae. The record is from RefSeq and is a predicted model, not a curated record.
ACUAAUUAGGGAAGUAGGCUUGAAGAAUACUGACUAUUAUGGAGAACAAGCCGCUGCACUGACACGCGGUGGAAGAUCUCAGUUUCAGACUGAACUCUCAGUAGCAGUUUUUGAUUAGGUGUGGAAUUGCUAGAGCUCUGGAGAAGAUGUUGGUGCUAAGCUGUUCUACCAAGUUACUGAUACUGGAAAAAAUGUUGAAGAGUCACUUUCCUGAAUCACUCAAGGUUUAUGGAGCAGUGAUGAACAUAAAUCGUGGGAAUCCCUUCCAAAAGGAAGUGGUGUUGGAUUCAUGGCCAGACUUCAAAGCUGUUAUCACCCGGCGGCAGAAAGAGGCUGAGACAGAUAACCUGGACCAUUACACUAAUGCCUAUGCUGUAUUCUACAAGGAUGUUAGGGCUUACCAACGGCUGUUGGAAGAAUGUGAUGUUAUCAACUGGGAACAAGUUUUUCAAAUACAAGGGCUGCAGAGUGAGUUACAUGGUGUUUCCAAGGCUGUGGCUGAGUCAAAGCGGUUGGAUGUAAAGCUCAGUUCCUUCAAGGCCGUGCACCUCCCGCCUGUUUCAGCUCUGCCAGACACCAGUUCCCUAAUGGGGUCUUCUCCACGACUAACCUACCUGAGUGUUGCUGAUGCUGAUCUACUCAACCGGACUUGGUCGCGGGGUGGCAAUGAACAGUGUCUCCAAUACAUCGCCAACCUCAUCUCCUGCUUCCCCAGUGCGUGUGUCCGUGAUGACAAGGGAGACCCAGUCUCUUGGUCUCUCACAGACCAGUUUGCCACCAUGUGCCAUGGCUAUACCCUGCCAGAGCAUCGCAGGAAAGGUUAUAGCCGGCUGGUGGCACUCACACUGGCCAGGAAGUUACAGAGCCGAGGAUUCCCCUCUCAGGGCAAUGUCCUGGAUGACAACGUGGCAUCCAUAAGCCUCCUGAAGAGCGUCCAUGCUGAGUUCUUGCCUUGUCGUUUUCAUCGGCUCAUUCUCACCCCUGCAACUUUCUCUGGCCAAGUUCACCUCUAGCCCAUAAAACACUAAGAAUUUUUGUCCUUUCACUAAACAUACACACAUUCCUUAGCUGCCAAGAAGGGGAAAACUAAAACUGCAAUCAGGAGAAUCUUGGGUUGUUGAAAAGGGUCUGGAGAAAACAUGCCGGAUCAGCCUGAGCCUUUACUCUCCCCAUCUCAGGUUUGCACAGUAAUAACUGGGGCAGUCAGAGGUAGCUGUGGCUGAGAAGAGAGGAUAAUGAUCUUUCUUGGGAUCCACUGCAGGAAAACGAUUCUAAAGCCAGCAGCUCUUAGCACAUAGCAGAUGUGACUGCAUGAGAACAAAUGAACUGCUUUAUGAUUGCUGCUUGGGCUUCUGCUCUGCAUUCUCACAGUCACACCGCUUCCCUCCUACCAUAAGUAACACUCCCUGUGCUCGCCCAUGCUGUGUCUGCCCAAACUCGGUCCCUACUGCCUCUACCCGAGUUCUCUGUAGAAUAUCAGGCUUUUUCUCCUCUAGUUACUGGCUCCCCACUUCUGCCUAUGACUGGCAGGUAGUUACUCCCUGAGAACGUCUGAUUGCAGUGGUUGUCACAUUUUAGUGCACUUUAGACUCACCUGGAGGGCAGGUUGCAACACAAUUGGCUGGGCCUCUCCCCCACAGUCUCUGAUUCGGUAGGGCCUGAGAAUUUGCAUUGCUGACAAGUUCCCACUGCUCAGUUGCCUCAGAUGGAGGAUAUGGGCAUUUUAAAUGUUAGAAACACAUGAUGUCGGCAUAGGAUUGGACCAUCUUACCUAUCACCGAUUCCAGCCUCUGUUUGUAAUCUACUUUCUCAUAAGAAGCUAAAGAUGCAUAUAUAGGUGUGAAUGUGGAUGUGCUAAUGCACAUAUAGACGUCUAGUCAUCCCUCUGUAUUGGUGGGGGAUUGGUUCCAGGAACUCUUGGGGUGCUAAAAUCCGCAGAUGCUCCAGUCCUUUGUAUAAAAUGGUGUAGUGCAAUGAAAACAGUCAGUUUCCCCACGGUUGGCUGAAUCUGCGGAUGCAAAACCCACAGACACAUAGGGCCACUGUACUUACAUACUUAACAUACACCCAUGUAUAUGUACAUUCCUUUCAUAUUUUCUAUAUGCAUAUGUAUAUACUCAUAAAUUUUGAUAAGAUAAUGAACUUUAAUUCUCUUAUUACAUAUGAAGAGUUUGAGGACCAGGGAACAUAAUGACUUUUUCAAGAUUGUGUAGGGGGCCAGCCUGGUGGCACAGGGGUUAAGUCUGCACAUUCCACUUCAGCGGCCUGGGGUUCACAGGUUCAGAUCCUAG